UGGGACCCUCAAGUAUGCGUCUUUAUCUAGGCCUUUUUGUCCUUCCUUCUCACUUUUACACACCCCCAUACCUUCUUCUUCUUUCUUUAUUUCCUUCUUCCAUUGAUUCAUAAUUAUUCAACUCUCAUCAAUUUAUAAAUUUAAUGUCUUCAUCCUCCUCAUCCUCCUCCUCAUCAUCAUCAUCUGAUAACGGCAAUGGCGGUUACGGUGCACGAAGAGGAGGCAAUGACUACGAAGGUCCAUCAAGAACCCGUCCCCGUGCCGCCAUUAAUGAAGUCUGGCCCGAACCAUUUGUCGAAGCUCUCGCUACUCAGGUCGCCAUUGAUGCCUCUCGCUUCGUCGGCCGUCUCGCUGCUGCUCAAGCCCUAGCCAAUGUUUUUCAGGUUUGUUCCACGUGGCGAGCCAUCUCACGCUCCGAUCUCCUCUGGCACCGGCUAACUCGCAGAAUAUGGAAUCGGAUGAAUCUCCUUCAUGACACAUGGCGUGAGGAGUACAUCUACCGCCAUCGGACGGCUAGAAACUUCCGCACUAGAUCUUCAUCGCACUUCACUCUACACUUUGAUCCCUCUGACUUCGAUGACCCUAAUGAUCCCGACGCGCUAAUCUGUCGGUGUCUCGCACUUUCCGACCGCCACCUAGCUUGCGGGUUCGCAGACGGUGCUGUCCGUCUUUUCGACCUCCACACACUAACCCACGCGCGUACCUUCCGGCCGCAGCACCGAGAUCGCAUGGGCCGAUUCUCCCGCGCCGUUGCCGGAAUCGUCAUCAUCAACACGCGCUUAGUGUUCGCCAGUUUAGACGGGGAUAUCCACGUGGCAAUCAUAAACGGGAAUACUUCUCCACGGAGGGUCCAUUACGGUGACAUGUUAACUGAUGGAGUAUUAAUAGACUUUACAGGCCGUGGGCAGUGGUGGGUGGGCCUACACGCUGGAGUACCGGGCCGGGCCUUUCAUAUAUGGAAUGGAAACACAGAAGAGCUAACAUUCGUAGGUGGGCUAUUAACCGAUCCAGACUCAGUAACGGGCUGGCACAUGCUAACCGAUUUAACCGAGUUACUAGGACGAGUCAGAAUAACGAGUCAAGAAACAGCAAUCGCAAGCACAAGUGCAAGAGUAAUUUCAUUUGAUUUAAGAAACCAAGGGGUAAUAUUGGGAGAAAAUAAUAGAGGUGGAUUUAUAGUGAGUUGCUUUGACGCGUUCAACUCAGCUUACGUUAGCUUAGAUAGCAGCGGAGUAGCUAGCGUGCGCAGGGUGGACAACUUAGAGGAAGAGAUAUGUAGAUUCAACGUGAGGGUGCAGCGGGGAAUAAUCGGGUGUAUUAACGGGGGAUAUGCACUAAUGUGCGCCGGUGGGGUGAUUAGGAUAUGGGAAAUAGAGCAAAGAGGGGAAUUAUUGUAUAGUUUUAGGGACAGGAUAAUGGGUGAGGUUAAUGCAAUGGUAGCAAACGAGAGACACGUGGCGGCUGCAGCAUCGAGUGAAGGGACAAUACAUGUAUGGGAUUUUGGAGCAUAACAAAGUACAAAAAGGGAUUGUAACAGUAGUCAGUAGGUAUGGUCAUAGCAGAGUAGGACUCUUGACUUUUGAUUAAGAAGACUAAUAACUGACAUUUUUUUGAAAAAGUUGAGUUUGACAUGUGAAAAAGGGGAAAGAUUGGAUGUGGACGGGAGUACGAUACGCUUUUUUGGGGGAAGUUUUUUAGGUCAAGAUGGAAGUUUGACCUUUUUGGAUAUUUGGGUAAUUAUAGUGUUUAAUUUGCAGUGGUAUUUUGGAGAUGUUUAGGGAAUUUGGAAUUGAUGGGGAAAACAUGUAAAAUUAGGGGGAAUGGAAUUGAAUUAUCUCAUUUAGUGGUACAAUUUAGGACCUACUUACUAUGUAAUUCUUUCAAUUUCUAAGUUUAAAAAUUUAAUUGCCA
Molecule: messenger RNA, 1911 nt
Organism: Mercurialis annua (annual mercury)
Lineage: Eukaryota; Viridiplantae; Streptophyta; Magnoliopsida; Malpighiales; Euphorbiaceae
Product: transcriptional regulator STERILE APETALA
Exons: 2
Coding region: 144-1511 (455 amino acids)
Cellular component (GO): preribosome, large subunit precursor
Molecular function (GO): protein binding
Source: RefSeq, a predicted model, not a curated record